UUGCCGAUUAUAUGUAUACAGCAUAUAUAACAUCCGAUGAAUGAAGUGUAACGAGCGAAGAUGAUUCCAGAAGAUACAACAGACAUCGAACAAUCCAAUGAGGAUAUGUCUAAUGAUAGCAGUAUGUCUAAUAGAAGACGUAAUGUUGAAGAUGAGCUUCAUGAGCUCGAAGCCGCAUCACUUCAAGAAUCUCUUCCUGAGGGUUUUAAUGUUGAUGAGACUGAAAAGGGAUUUAAACGUCCUAAAUAUCAUAAGAUAAUAUUAGACAAGAGUCAUAAAUAUUUUCCUGUACUUUUAAAUAUUGUUAAUGGUGCUAUUUGGGGAGUAUUGGCAAGAAAAGGAUUAAUGGUAUUAACUUCUUAUCCAGGUUCUUAUCUUCCCGGAGUUCUUUGGGCAAAUUUUGGUGCUUGUAUAGUUAUGGGUAUCGCUGUCAAUAGUUCAAAAAUAUGGGAUAUCUUAUUAGAAAAUCAUCCCAAUGAUUACCCAAAUAAAGCAUCAAUUCCCUUAUAUACUGGGAUUACUACUGGAUUUUGCGGAACCUUUUCAUCUUUUUCUACGGUUAUUGUAGAAGCAUUCAAUAAAGCUGCAAAUACUGAAAUUGGUGUUUAUUAUGAUUAUCCUAAUGCUGGUUAUGGUGUAAUGGAAUUUCUUGCUGUUAUUUGCAUCCAAUUUGGGUUAUCAGGUGCAGGGUUUCAUAUUGGUAGACAUCUAACUGAGGUAUUAGAUGAAUUCCUGCCGGUCAUGACCAAGAGAAACUACAAAAUUAUUGAAAGAUUAUCAAUUAUUAUUGGAGCAGCUACUUUUAUAGUCAAUUGUGUUUUGAUAGGUGUUUUGGAUUCGUGGAGGUCAUGGACAUUCGCAAUCUUUUUUGCACCUUUCGGAGCAUUAUUGAGAUUCUAUCUUUCGAAAUAUUUGAAUUCCAAGGUGAAAAAUUUCCCAUUGGGAACAUUUACUGCCAAUUUUGUUGGUACUUUAUUGUUAGGGAUUUUUAAUUUGUUAGCAAGAGCGAGAGGUAUUAAUAUGAGUCUUAUUUCAUGCCAUGUUUUAAUGGGUUUGGAUGAUGGAUUUUGCGGUGCCUUAACUACUGUGAGUACAUUCAUAGUAGAAUUAUUUGGAUUGAGAACUUUACAUUCCUAUAGAUAUGGUAUUUUCUCAGUCAUGGGAAGUUUUAUUGCCAUUGUUUUGAUCUUAGGAUCAUACAAUUGGUCCGUUGGUUUAACUUCACCUAUCUGUUCUUAGAUGAAUUAGUUGGAAUAUCAUUAUAAAACAUUCCAACGUCUUAACCGGUUUAGCGAUCGUACAUUACAACUGCAAACCAAAUUAUAUUAGAUGAUUUGUAAAACAUUAGAUUUACAUUUGACGAGUAUAUUUUCAUAAUAUUCUCUUUUCUUUUUAUUUUUUAGAUUGGUUUUAUUGAUUUUUAAUAAAUAAUCAAAGGGUCAAAUCAUGAACAGUCAAGCUUAGUAUGUAAUUCUUAUCUCUUACAAUUCUCAUCUCUUUUACAUUCAUAACCUGUCACAUGAGACUAUUAGCUUAUGAGCUUAUGAGCAUU
This is a messenger RNA of Scheffersomyces amazonensis, 1552 nucleotides long. RefSeq names its product fluoride transporter. The coding region runs from base 61 to 1239 and encodes 392 amino acids. The record is from RefSeq and is a predicted model, not a curated record. The transcript has a single exon. Gene Ontology annotation, molecular function: fluoride transmembrane transporter activity. Gene Ontology annotation, cellular component: plasma membrane. Lineage: Eukaryota; Fungi; Ascomycota; Pichiomycetes; Serinales; Debaryomycetaceae. Gene Ontology annotation, biological process: fluoride transmembrane transport.